AUGAUUUUGAAUAUUUUAUCAACAGAUGUUUCUAUUUCUUCACUUAAAGAUAAAUGUUUUAAGAAUGUUGACACAGUUAAUCUUUAUUUGGUCAGUGAUACUAGUACUAGCAUCAACUCAGAUAUGUUCAUUAACUCAAAAAUCAAAGUAUUUAAUGCAGAAUUGACAAAAAUCAAUAAAAUUUGGUCUGGUGCAUUCACAAAUUGUUCAUCUCUUAAGUCUAUUUUACUUCCAAAAGGUGUUGAUUUCAACUUUACAGAAAUUUUAAUCAACUGUAAAAACAUCGAAACAUUUAAAGCACUUCUAACUUACGUUACAUCUCCUGAAGAUAUCAACAAUGCAUCCGUCGUAAUCUCAUCAAAACAAUUCAAGCUAUCAGAGCUCAAUUGUUUAAAGUACAAAGAUAUAGUGAAUAUUUCAAUUGUGUUUUGCAACGAAGCAACAAUUCCAAGAAAUUCAUUCAAAGAAUUGAACAAACUACGAAGAUUCGAUUUAUCACAAUCAAAAAUAUCAUCCAUUGGAACGGGUGCAUUUACAAAUAUUAACUCAAUAUUUGAGUUAAUGCUACCAAAAUCACGAAUAACUAUUUUAGAAGAUGCUUUCAAGAACGUAACAAUUAAACAAUUAAAAGUUACAUCUAACUUGGCACUUAAUAAGGGUGCAUUCAACAACUGUACAAUUAAUGAAAUUUACAUAGAUGAAGGCGUUACAGAUUUCAAUGUUGGUCCAUUCAACAAAUGUGGUGACAAUCUCACUAUCAACGUGAAUGUAAAUAAUACUCUAUUCAAAUGGGAACAAUUUUUGCUGAAAAAGAUACAGAGAGGUUUAAGAAAACUUCGUGCAGAAUCAGAUCAAUAUGAGUUGAUCUACAUUCCUGCAGCAUCAGAUGUAGUUCUCAACAUCUCAGAAUAUAAAAUUGAGCCACAUGCACUUUCGUAUUGCCAAAAAUAUGCUAUCAUUGCAAACCCGAAGUCAAUGGAUUCAUUGAUAGAAACAUGUAACUCUGGCGGUGAUAGUGCAACUGUAUUUUUACCAUCUGAAGUAGACUCAUUUGAUUAUCGUUACUUCAAUUGCAGAUCCAAGGUUUGUUCACUGAAUUGCAAGGGAACAAAUGAUCCACCUCGAACACCAUAUCCAACACCAAUUCCAACACCCGUACCAAUCAAUUCAGAGAAUGCUAUGCAGAAAGACAGCGUUGAACAAGUAACUCCAGUUUUAUCUGUCCAAGAUGAUGGAAAAACAGUUCAAAUGACAGCAACAUUGUCAGAACUUGUUACACAAUCGGAAACAGAUACUGAAACAACAGAAAUUUCCAUCACAGAUACAAAUAGUUCAUUGACAACGACAUAUGUUAUUGUUUACAUAAGAACAUUGAUUGAUAUCGUAACAAUGACAUACACAAACAUCUGGAUUGAAUAUAAUGAUGUUGAAACUCGUCCGGGACUUUCCACAGGUAAAGUCAUUUUAUUGUCAACAGGAUGUGUUGUUCUUGUAUUUUUGGUCGUUAUGAUGGGCCUUUAUCUAUAUCGACGUACAAAAGAUAAUGUUGAUAAUGAUUCAUCAACAUCAUUCACUGAAAUGGAAAAGGAUAUUGGCCACGUUAUAGAUCCACAAAAAGAUGAUUUUGAUAUUGAAAGUGACCCUGAAAACAACCUUGAUGAAACAACUCGCGAUAAUCCUUUGACAAUAACAAAUGAUUCGGAUGAUAUGAAAUACGAUAGCUAUAGCUAUGAUACGGACAAAAAAUCAAACAAUAAUCUUAUGAAUUUCGAAAUUUAA
Molecule: messenger RNA, 1779 nt
Organism: Trichomonas vaginalis G3
Lineage: Eukaryota; Parabasalia; Trichomonadida; Trichomonadidae
Product: BspA type Leucine rich repeat region (6 copies) family
Exons: 1
Coding region: 1-1779 (592 amino acids)
Source: RefSeq, a predicted model, not a curated record